Colletotrichum lupini is the source of this 1917-nucleotide messenger RNA. RefSeq lists its product as uncharacterized. Gene Ontology annotation, biological process: regulation of DNA-templated transcription; DNA-templated transcription. Gene Ontology annotation, molecular function: transcription cis-regulatory region binding; DNA-binding transcription factor activity, RNA polymerase II-specific; zinc ion binding. The transcript has 4 exons. The record is from RefSeq and is a predicted model, not a curated record. Gene Ontology annotation, cellular component: nucleus. Lineage: Eukaryota; Fungi; Ascomycota; Sordariomycetes; Glomerellales; Glomerellaceae. The coding region runs from base 1 to 1917 and encodes 638 amino acids.
AUGGCGAAGAGAACAUGGUCUGAUGCCAAUGACAACAUGGAGUUUAUGACGAUCAAAUGUCUAAUGGACGAGAGCGGACCACCAUGUCGGCGAUGUUCCGAAAGAAAUCUGGGUUGUGUUUUGGGCAAGAACCUGCAGAGCAUCAUCGACGAGAAAACACAGUACAACGAAGCAGUCUUACAAGAUAUUGAGAACCUGCACAACACGUUGAGAGAAGUCACCAAGAAGAUGGGGCUACCUGAGCUAGCGGCACUACAGAGUUCAACGCUUCAGAAAGCAGCUGAGUCCCCGUCACAGCAGAGCCGGUCUGGCCCCGGGCUGGCUGCCAACGCAACCCGUUUCGGCGUGGCCGGGCAGGACAACCACGGUCCCUCGUGCGACAACUCCCCCAAGAUAUCCCCAGAAGACGAAAACCUCCCCCACGUACCGAUCCACUCACUCUACGCUCUUACAAAGCUGAGGGCGCUCAGAUCGCCAGACGCCCCGGAGGGCCAUUCCAGCCCGGCCCAAGAUGACUUCAUUGCCCGAGGUGCCCUGCGCCUAGACGAUGCCGAACGCCUUUUCCGUCUCUACCGAGAUCGUCUCGAUGCUUUCAUGUAUGGCGUGGGUUGCAAGUACCAACAACUGGAUGAGUUGCGUCGCAAAAGCCCUAUACUGGCUGCGGCGACCCUGACUGUUGCCGCGCUGCAUGAUCCACAAGCAAACAGCCUGUAUGGUAUCUGCAGCUCGGAGUUCAGGAGGCUUACAGAGAGAUCAAUGUUUGAUCGGCGAGUGAACCGUGACUACCUCCGCGCCAUGUGCGUGGCAUCGUACUGGCUCUCUGACAUGUCUUGGAUGUUGUCUGGGUAUGCAAUCAGGAGAGCGGCGGAAUGUAAUCUACACAACAGCUACACCCGCGCCAUACAAGAGAAGAGCGAGGAGGCUGCCGAUGGGGCACGGUUGUGGUAUAUAUUGAACAUUUGCGACCAACAUCUUGCCACCUUGUAUGGGAGGCCGGCGAUUGUGCAGGAGGACUCGUCCAUGCAACAAUGGGAGAGCUUUCUCCGAUCACCGAUAUCGACUGAGGAGGACAAGCGCCUCGCAAGUCAAGUUGCCCUCCUGGGCAUUAUUGGUAGCAUACGAGAGCUAUUCGGGCCUGACAAGGGUCAACCGACGCCACGAGCCUACGUCCACCAAAUCACUCACUUCAACAAGGAGCUCGACCACUGGAUCAAACAUUGGUCUGGAACGCUAUCAGGCCGCUUCCCUCGCAAAGGGGCUCUCCUACACUUCCACUUCGCCAAACUCCAUCUUUAUUCUCACAUCUUCCGGGGCCUCUCUGGAGACAGCCCGAUACCGCACCACUUUCUCGACUGCGCCGCAACAGCUAUCUCAGUAGCGACAUCAACCAUUGACUUCAUCAUCACCGACCCGGACGUCGCCGCAGGGGUAGUGGGCAUGCCCUCGUACCUGCACUGCAUGACGGCAUUUGCCUGCAUGUUUCUCAUCAAGGUGGCAGUCAAGUAUGGCGGAGACUUGUUCGAGCCGGACCGCGUCUGGAACCUGACCACGAGCCUCGUGCGGCACUUCCGAUCUCUACCAGCUGGUCAGUGGCAUUUAGCUAAUCUCAUGGCGCCUGGUCUCGAGCGCAUGGCUAGGACGUUGAAAUCUGGCCGUGGAGAUACAUCAGCGCAGGUAUUAAAUACGCAACCGGUCAACGGGGACCAGUCACAAGUCAUCGAUCCCCAGCUCGCUGGUGGUAGUGCUGAUGGGACUCUCAUGGGCCCAGAGGGAGAGUUUUUCUUUGACUAUGACAUGAGUUUUGGUCUGUCCCCAGUAUUCCAGUUCGACAUGACAUCGCUAAACGCGGAUGGUGCAACAAUUGGUGGUCAAGAUUUCGCAAACGUGGAGUAUCAGAUGGGAAGACCUGGUUCAUGA